CAGUUGGACUCGGAAGCUGUUCGGAGGAAACAGAGGGAUGUGGCUGCAGACGGUGUUGGUGCCUCUUCUCAGGCUGUAUUUAUGCGGAGUUAAAGUUCUUAUCUAUCAAAUGUUCAACAGAUCUUUUACGUUACCAGGUGCGCAAUAAGUGAACGCAUCCAAGUGGAUUGCUUACUGAAGGAACCAAUGGAGGGUAAAGGUUCAGGACCUUCAUGCUCUGGCCUCAAUCUGGUCGCACACCCCCGUGCAAAAAGCAAAGUCUGGAAAUACUUUGGCUUUGACACAGAUGCAGAUGGUUGCAUAUUGCACUGGAAACGGAUAUACUGUCGUGUAUGUAUGAGUCAAAUCGCUUACUCUGGAAACACCUCCAAUCUGUCUUACCACCUUGAAAAAAAUCACCCUGUAGAAUUCAGUGAGUUUGUGAAGAGCAACACAGAUCAGAUGCGUGAGGCAUUCGCCACAGCAUUCUCCAGGAUAAAGACUGAGCCUUCAGGUCUAUAUGUUCAGCAACAAUCCCAGGACACAAACUUAAGGCAGAGCUUAGACUAUGAAAACCGACGACACAAUGAUCUGACUGCUGCUGUCAUCAACUUUAUCUGCGAGGGGUUGUACCCAGUAUCUGUAGUUGAAGAGCCUACUUUCAAGACCUUAAUGAGUACCAUUGAUCCUGGGUACUCUCCACCAAGCAAAAGCGACUUGGUGGUUAAAAUGCUUCCUCAGAUGUAUUGCCGUGCCCGUGACAUGGUCUUUAAUGAGCUCACUGGGGUUGUAAACUGUGGUGUUACUACAGAUCUUUGGCAGAGCCAAACACAGAAUAGAACGUACAUUUCACUCUCUAUGCAUUCAGUUAAUUACAGCAGUACAAAUGGGUUCUCAGUGAUCAACAAGUGCCUUAAAACUUUUGAAGUACAAGAGGACAACACAGCUGAGAAUAUCACCAGAGCGAUGUAUGAAGCCUUUGUUGAAUGGGAGAUAACUCAUAAAGUCAGCGGUGCCACAACAAAUGGUUCAGUGGACAUUGUCAAAGCAUGCUCGCUCCUGGAACUGUCAGUGGAAAUGCCUUGCCUUGGACAUACCAUUAAUCGUGCAAUGGAUGAAGCCUUCCAGCUCCCGAGAGUCGACAGCUUUUUGGGAUGUUGCCGCAAACUUGUUGAUCAUUUCAGAGAACCGUCAAUGUAUCUGCUGAAAGAUAAACAGAAGCAACAUGGCCUUGCUCAGUGUACACUCAUAACAGACAGGGGUAGGUCUUGGUUGGCCACUUUAGCAAUGGUACAAAGACUGAAAGAACAGCAGGUUGCUGUAACUGCAACACUUAGAGAAAGUUCCAGCAGCCAUCAUUUCAGCUUUGAUGGCCCCGACUGGGCCUUGGUAGAGGGCUUGAUUGAAAUACUCCAGCCUUUUAAAGUUGUGGCAAACAUGAUAACUUCUUGCAGGUACCCAACUAUUAGCAUGGUUAGGCCUGUGCUUCAUAUGCUGUUGAACACCACCCUCAAGGUCAAGGAAGGGGACCUCAAAGAGAUCAGCAUGACCAAAGAGGUCAUCUCAAAGGUCCUAUCAGGCACAUAUUCACAGAAUACACAACUGUCGCAAGAAAUUUCAACAUUCCUCAACGUUGCUACCUUCUUGGAUCCUCGGUACAAGAAGUUGCCUUUCCUGUCUGCGCAAGAACGCUCAAAAGUUGAGAAUCACAUCAUCGAGGAGGCAAAAGCAAUCCUUGAGAAGCAGAUUGCAGAGCGAUCGUGCCUAGAUGAUUUCUCUUUGGUAUCUGAUGAGCCACCUAGCAAAAAGCAGACACCUAUUAGAGAAUCUUCAACCAGCAGUGUAACCCAAGAAAACCCUUUGGCGGCGAUAUUUUGCCAGUCUGAUGCAGACCAGAGCCAGGAGGAGCUGCACGCACAGGUGGUAGAGGAACUGAGCAACUACAAAUCACAAAGAGUCCUAGGCCUGAAUGAAGACCCUUUACUGUGGUGGUCAAGUCAUGCCCCCUUGUUCCCCACUCUCCCCAAGGUGCUCCAGAGGUACUGGUGUGUUCCUGCCAUGAGUGUACCUUGUCACAGGCUGUUCAGCUCCUCUGGUACUGUACUUUGUGGGAAAAGGAACCGUAUAGCUCCAGCUUUAGUAGAUCAGCAGGUAUUCUUGUAUGAGAACUCACGAAGCUACUAUGAGCCUGAACCCUGUGAGGAUAAUUUGGACAACGUUUGGGAAGAAAACUCUUGUCAGCCACUUGGAUGACUGCUUACAACUGCAAGAAAGUCAAAUAAUUUACUUUAUUCCUUGCAUAUUGUGUGGCCUGCUGCCAGACUUGCUGAAACAUUAAAAGAAAUAUAAUCAAGGCAUCAGUCACUAGUAUGAAAAUGUAAUGGAUGUGUUUUUUUGAAUUUUGAAAAGAGUAUUGGCCUCCAUUGUCUAGCCAAGUCACUUUGAACGAAUUGUGUAUUUUGCCGUCUUUCUGAGAGUGAGAUGAGAUGAACGUCGAGCUAGCUAACCUGGAAGCAGGAGAAACGGCUGUCUAAAGUUCAAAAACACACCUGCCGCGUCUUCAAGGCCCACUAGUUUACUCCAGUUUGUUUAAUCUGUAAACAGAAAUGUAAAAACCAACUGUUGGGCUGUUGUUCCUGAAGACAUGGCUGCAACACAACACUUCAUUUAACCAUGCUAGUAUUGUGAUUCUUGGUCCAAACUAAAUAUCUCAACAAGUAUUGGAUGGAUUGCCAUUAAUUCUUCAACAGAUAUCCAUCUUCACCAGUGGACAAAAAACGUGAUUUUGAUCUCCUAAUUUUUAGUAUAGUUGGCUAACUUUUUUUUUUGUUGCUAUAUAAAAUGUCUCAACAACUAUUGGAUGGAUAGCCAUGCACUUUGGUGCAGACAUUUAUAGCAUGGCCUCAGCUGUUUAAGAAAAACUAACACACUAAUUCUCUAAAUUAAAAUAUAAAUUAAAAUUAAAAUGAACACGAUAAACAUUUUACCUGCCAACCUUUGCACGUUAGCAUAGUCAUUGUGAGCGUGUUUGCAAAUAUUCACUGUUAAAUGUUAACACAGCUGUGAAAAAGAAGCCUUAAACUGCUAGCAUGGCUGUAAAGAUGGUGUUGAGAUGGUGUCGGGCUUUUUUCUACUUUAACGCACAAUAAUGUGAUUGAAGUCAAUCCUAUCAUCUCAUUCACAGAAAGAAAGAAAGAGAAAGCAGAAUGUGUAUAAAAGUCUGGAAGCCAAAUAAUUAACUUUAUUUAAUUGCGCAAAUUUAAAAAAUAUCGAAAUCGUUAAACUGCUGUGGUUACAUUUUUUGCUUUAUCAUCGCAGUCGUAUUUUUUUCUUCUAAAUCUGCACAGUAAAUGUCCUUCAAGAGCAGAACCAUUCAUAAUUUCUGACUGUACAAAUCUGUAUUUAAAAGCUAAGAGUAUUGUAGUGAUUAUAGAAAAGUAUAUGUUGAUGUCUGUCACUGUCACUCAGCAUGUUAUAAGCUCUGAAUUUUUGAAUUUUUUCUUUUGCGCUAUAAUUUUUUUCAGGCUCUGUGACUCAACUUUGUUGUUACUUUUAUUGGCGAUGUCUUUCUCUGCAGAACACUACAUAUUAAGAUGUAAAAGAACAGUAUGAAAGUAAAGAUUUUCUUUUGAACAUUGACCCGUUUGAUGUCCAAACUUAUUAUUGCAACACUGAUACACUGUUAUGCAAUUUCUCAGCAUUAACAUGGGCACGAUUAAUUUAUUAACAGUUUUAUGUUAUUGUUUGCCAAUUAAACCUUCCUGCCCUAACAUCCACAUGCUUUACCCUUCUGUUUUGGUCCUUGUCAAUCAGAUGUCAGAGUCCACCUUUGAUUAGAGCAUGCACCCUCAGCAGCAUCUAAUUGGACAGAUGAACUGCUCCAAAGAAGUUUUACGAGUCCUGACUGUGCUGUAACUACAUGUAAUCCUAACUGUUACACACAAAAAAAUUCGAAGGAUUGCAUCGUGUUCUUAUGUGGUGCCUUCUCUCCUCCU
This is a messenger RNA of Scatophagus argus, 3974 nucleotides long. Its product is annotated as E3 SUMO-protein ligase ZBED1-like. The record is from RefSeq and is a predicted model, not a curated record. Gene Ontology annotation, molecular function: protein dimerization activity; DNA binding. The transcript is spliced from 2 exons. NCBI's taxonomy places the organism in Eukaryota, Metazoa, Chordata, Actinopteri, Scatophagidae. The coding region runs from base 187 to 2232 and encodes 681 amino acids.